This is a messenger RNA of Dovyalis caffra, 1368 nucleotides long. NCBI's taxonomy places the organism in Eukaryota, Viridiplantae, Streptophyta, Magnoliopsida, Malpighiales, Salicaceae. The record is from the annotation of a GenBank genome assembly.
AUGGAUAGGUGGGAGAAAACACUGAGAGCAGAAAGAUACAAGCAUGAUAUCAAGAACCCAUCUUUCUCUUCAUCUCUUCUUGAUGAAAUCUACCGUUCUAUUGAUGAUGGUGAACCAAAACGGGAAGAGUUGAAAUUCUACAGAGAAACAAUGCCAAAGAAACAAAACAAAAUUGGCAGGAACAUUGGAGGAGACGAGGGGAAGUCAGCUCUUCAACGUGCUUGUUUGAUUGAAAAGUGGAUGGAGCAGAAGGUAAGCCAAAAGGUCAUCGCUCAACAAAGGCGGCAAAACUUAACAGAAUUUGAAAGAAAACCACAGCUUGAUCAUGAUCAUGACCAAGAUGUCCUGUUUUUUAGCUCCACUUCAACCUCUUCAGAUUCUAGCUCUGGUGGUUUCUCAUCUUCUGAUACAGAAUCUAUGUAUGGUGCAAGAUCAAGGGCCUCUUCUUUCAAUCCACCAAGGCCUAAGCCAGUCAGAACAAGCGUGUCGGCUCGGUCAGGAAAAACAGAGAAAACAGAGAAGACUCUGCUUUAUGAACGGAGGGAAGUGCAUAUGUUUGAUGAUUAUCACCAAAGUUCUGCUUCAGAACAGACACCAAGGCUUGAAGAGAGCAUAAUCAAGUCCAAAUCAAGAGCCUUAAAGAUUUACAGCAAUCUAAAGAAGGUGAAACAGCCAAUUUCACCGGGUGGCAAGCUCGCGAAUUUCCUUAAUUCCCUCUUCACUACAGGGAACACAAAGAAAUCGAAGAAUUCAUCUUCCAUUGGAAACUUUGAUGAAGAAAGGAAACUUAAAUCAGAGCAAGCAUCAACUUGCUCUUCUGCUUCAUCAUUUUCAAGAUCAUGCUUGAGCAAGCAUUCGCCAUCCACAAGGGAAAAAUUACGCAAUGGGGUUAAAAGGAGUGUUAGAUUUUACCCUGUGAGUGUAAUCGUUGACGAAGACUGCAGGCCAGUCGGACACAAAUCAUUACAUGAAGAGGAAGAUUCAAGUCUCAUGUCUGUUUCUCUGCCAACAGCAUGGAAAAUUGGGAAAUCACCAUCAAGAAAAAUUGAUGAUGAGCUUAAGUAUCAAGUAAUGGAGAAGAGUAGGAGAGUUGAGGAAGUGGCUAGAGAAUUCUUGAAAGAUUAUCAUCAAAAUCAGAAGAAAAAUGAUGUUGUUAUGAUUGACGUUCGCGGCAAAUAUAACGAUCGUUAUGAGGAUGAAGAUGAGGAUGAGGAUGAUGAUGCUGCAAGUUAUUCGAGUUCGGAUUUAUUCGAGCUUGAUCAUCUUGCAGUAAUUGGAAAUGAUCGUAGGUAUUGUGAAGAACUUCCUGUGUAUGAAACUACUCAUCUUGAUACUAAUCGUGCCAUUGCUAGUGGCUUGAGAGUGUAG